UCUCAAUUACAAGUAGUUGAUGUGGUUCUCCAUAAAGCAACAGAUGAAAUCAUGUCCAUCGAAUUGGGAAGCAAUUCAGAAUCUUCCAACGGAGUCACAUACACCUCAGGCAUGCAGGAGCUGCAAAGGUUUAUGGAGCAUCACUCUAAUUUCUUUGCAAUUGACCCCCUUGAUAAUAUAUACCCAGUAUUGGAUCGGCUGAAAAUCCAGCUGGUUCUGCUUGGACUGCAAGAUCUCAAUGCAGAAGGCCACCUUACAAUCAGGGGGGCCCAUUUUCUUAAGGUCAAUGAUUUUAAUGAAUCUGAUUUGGCACAAAGACUACCAGAAGCUAAAUUAUCUUUUCCAUGUAUAGUGAAACCUCAAGUUGCCUGUGGUGUGGCUGAUGCUCAUAGUAUGGCAACUGUCUUUGAAAUAGAAGAUUUUAAGCAUUUGAGNAGCUUUUCAGAUUUGAUGGAAAAAAAGUUCUUGUAUUUGUCUGCUUCAUUGAAAUAUAUAAGAUUCAUGCUUAUUUGGGGAUUUGGUUUCAAUGCCUUUCACCAGAGCACAAUGUUUACUUGGAGAAUUUGUCUAUAUGCAGGUCUUUAUGAUUACGAGCUCCAUUGUUUUGUUGGUCUGGUUCUUGGAUUCGGAGAAAAUCUGCAUAGUUUGAAGCGACUGUACAUCUCAGAUUUGUGGUAA
This is a messenger RNA of Pistacia vera, 678 nucleotides long. RefSeq names its product inositol 1,3,4-trisphosphate 5/6-kinase 4-like. Bases 52 to 678 code for a protein of 208 amino acids. The record is from RefSeq and is a predicted model, not a curated record. Gene Ontology annotation, biological process: inositol trisphosphate metabolic process. Gene Ontology annotation, molecular function: inositol-1,3,4-trisphosphate 5-kinase activity; magnesium ion binding; inositol-3,4,5,6-tetrakisphosphate 1-kinase activity. Lineage: Eukaryota; Viridiplantae; Streptophyta; Magnoliopsida; Sapindales; Anacardiaceae. The transcript is spliced from 5 exons. Gene Ontology annotation, cellular component: cytoplasm.